CAGCGUUGUUUUUCCAAGUGGCUGCUGGGAAAUUCCAAGAAACAGGAAGUGCUGUAUCUAACGUUGCGCAUGAGAUAACGGUCUGAGACAUUACUACUACAAUAUUCUUCAAGUAUGGACAACAGAUAGCGGACCGCACCUUCAGUAGAAGUUGCUGCCUGCUGGAAGCCUCACAUUAACCAAUGGGACUGAUCCUGUAUGAGAUAGAACACGGUGAAGAUGAUGAUGAUGGGGGAAAGUGCUGCACAAGGGUCUCAGUUGAGACAAUCUGUGCUAAUCUAUUGAAGUGCUUGGUGGUGUUCUAUGGAGUUUUCUACAUUGCAGCCAGUAUCUGUCAUGGAGCAUUCAGGCUGGGAACUUUGCAAGCAUUUGAUCCCAGGAUACCAUUUGACUUCCAGGAGCCAUUUUCCUGGCAAAGUAGCCAAUAUCUGGCUAGACUCGUGUCCAUGGAGUCUACGUACUUUGUGUGUACCUGGGCCUUUGCAGCUAUUGUACAACACUGUGUGUGGGACUAUGCCAUCACGAUCACCUUGGUGCAUGUCAGCAUAUGCUGUGCCGUUAUGCAAGGCUUUCCUCUGACCUGGCAGUGGUGGGUUACACUUGGUUGUGGGGUAUUCUUCAUGAUAGUUGUCGGGGAGAUGGUCCUGUGCUGUGUCAGGUGCAAGGGUCAGGGGGCAAAGGUCGCACCAAGCAGAAGAUCAGGAGUCACAUGAGAAAGGCGACCCUCGUUACCUUCAUUGUUCUACCAUGCAGUGUGUUGGCAGCAGCAUUUGUGGAUGAGUUUCCUCUGACUAGAGUCAAAUAAAAAUCCCUAAGUUACUCCUUCCACAAAAUGUUUUGACAUGAGCUGUCAAAUUGUUGCUACAUAAUGCCAGUAUGUUGUCUGUUAAUCCAAAGUGCAAUAUUAGCUGAGCUGGCCAAAAUACUAAGUUGUCAGUGUCUAAAACCAGUCAAUAUACAAUUGUAUCUGCAUAUUUUCUCUGUUGCAAUUUUCUGUAUGUUGUCCAAAAAGAGAUCUGUCUUCCCGCCAAGAAUUUUCCUUCUCGUAAGUACUUUGACAGAAGUGAUUCCAUUUAUAUACAUUGUAUAGAUAAAGCUGUCUCUCUGAUCUAAGAAUAGCUUCCUGGACUGCAAUAAUCUAGAGAAAAGGAAAUGUACAAAAAAACAUUCCAGUUCAUAGUAAUGCCAGGUAAACUUAAUUUCUGCUUGGUGCUAACAUAAGCUUUUGUAUUUUAUAUGAAUGCCUUGUACACCACUGGGUAUGCAAUUUUUAAAAACCUGAUACCUCAAUAAAUUUGUAGGUUAAUAUGACCUUUUAAAUGGUAUGUAUAUGUUUACUAUCCAGGAAUAACAAAGUUGAAUUAAACAUAGCUGUCUGGAUAUUUGGAACGUGACAUUCCAGAAUUAAAGUGACCAGUAUUUUGCCAUGAUGAAGACCCACUUCAAAGGGAAUGUCAAAACAUUGUGUGCAGACUUGUUGGUAGUACAUGUACAUUGUACAUGUCGAUCUAAAUGGCUAUCAGCCU
Messenger RNA from Branchiostoma belcheri (Belcher's lancelet), 1526 nucleotides. RefSeq names its product transmembrane protein 244-like. The record is from RefSeq and is a predicted model, not a curated record. The transcript has 6 exons. Bases 183 to 713 code for a protein of 176 amino acids. NCBI's taxonomy places the organism in Eukaryota, Metazoa, Chordata, Leptocardii, Amphioxiformes, Branchiostomatidae.